AUGGUUUUAGGAACAAUAGUAUCAAGUUUUGAUCUUCAAAUAUUAGUUGCUUGCUACUUGACUAGCACAUCAUCGAUCAAUGUUCCUCCCUGUACAGAUCAAGUCGAUUUACAAGUUAUGAACAUUGCCACGAAUAUUCUGCGGUACGCCACACCAUCAGGUUACAAUUUUGAUGAAGUUGAACCCCAAGUUGUCACAGCAAGGAAUCCUCACACAUGGAGAGCUACAUUUACUCGGAAUGACAAUGUCUAUGAAGUCGGAUGUGCUUUUUUAACCUCUGUUAAAAAAUAUUUUAAAAGAUCCUGCCUACAAGGAAGUGAAAUAAGAGUGUACAUUGUUAUUGUUCCAACGUUCUGCGACGAAGAAACCGUAGUUCUAGAUGGAACCAUGGAAUUUAAAAACAUUAAUUCCAUAGGUCUAUCGGAAGACGACAAACCAAUCAAAAAAUUAGGCGAUCUACCGAUAAAUGAGCCGCAACCAAUCAAAAAGGCAAAAAUUGUCAAAACACUGUACCGGGAAAGCGUAAUGAUCGAGUUAGAAGAGUCUAAGGUUUUCCUGCCUACAAGGGUAACAACGAGUUUUACGAAGAGUGCCUUAAAAGAGCUUCAAACAGGCGCCUACAAAGUGGUGUUUAAGGGAACGAAAGACAUCGGAAAAGAGCAUCCUCUAAGCAAAUUUGAAAUUUUGAAGAGUUAAUAGAGAG
Psylliodes chrysocephalus is the source of this 703-nucleotide messenger RNA. The record is from the annotation of a GenBank genome assembly. NCBI's taxonomy places the organism in Eukaryota, Metazoa, Arthropoda, Insecta, Coleoptera, Chrysomelidae.